AUGGAAGGAAUAGGGCAACUCGAAGCGUCGAUUGAUCGGCUUUUGAACGAAGAGAAGCAGAUGAGGCUAGCGGAAAAUGUCGCCGGAACGAGGAAAGCCGCUACAGAGAUUCUGAAGCUUUGUUUCGAAGCUAAAGACUGGAAACUUCUCAACGAACAGAUUUUGAAUCUCUCUAAGAAACGUGGUCAGCUUAAGCAGGCUGUACAAUCCAUGGUGCAACAAGCAAUGCAGUAUAUUGAUCAGACACCAGACUUAGAAACUCGGAUUGAGCUUAUUAAGACCCUAAACAAUGUGGCUGCUGGAAAGAUAUAUGUUGAAAUCGAGAGAGCUCGUUUGACCAAGAAGCUUGCUAAGAUUAAGGAAGAACAGGGCCUGAUUGCUGAAGCUGCAGAUCUUAUGCAAGAAGUUGCUGUGGAGACAUUUGGUGCUAUGGCAAAAACUGAGAAAAUAGCUUUCAUCCUCGAACAAGUCCGCUUGUGCUUGGAUCGACAAGAUUUUGUCCGUGCACAAAUCUUGUCUAGGAAGAUCAACCCAAGAGUAUUUGAUGCAGAUACCACGAAAGGGAAAAAGAAACCUAAGGAAGGUGAUAACAUGGUAGAGGAGGCUCCAGCUGAUAUACCAACAUUGUUGGAGCUAAAGCGAAUUUACUAUGAACUGAUGAUUCGGUAUUAUUCUCACAACAAUGAAUACAUUGAGAUAUGCCGUAGCUACAAGGCGAUAUAUGAUAUCCCUUCAGUAAAGGAAAACCCAGAACAAUGGAUUCCAAUUCUGAGGAAGAUCUGCUGGUUCUUGGUCUUGGCACCACAUGAUCCGAUGCAAUCAAGCCUGCUUAAUGCAACUUUGGAAGAUAAAAACUUAUCAGAAAUUCCUGACUUCAAGAUGCUUCUAAAACAGGUUGUGACAAUGGAGGUGAUUCAGUGGACAUCUCUCUGGAAUAAAUACAAGGAUGAGUUUGAGAAAGAGAAAAGCAUGAUUGGAGGCUCUCUGGGUGACAAAGCUGGUGAAGAUCUCAAAAUGAGAAUAAUUGAACACAAUAUUAUCGUUGUCUCGAAGUAUUACUCAAGGAUUACCUUAAAGAGACUAGCAGAACUUUUAUGCCUCAGCGUUGAGGAAGCAGAGAAGCAUCUAUCUGAAAUGGUUGUGUCCAAAGCCUUGAUAGCGAAAAUCGAUAGACCAUCAGGAGUAAUCUGCUUCCAGAUCGUUAAAGACAGCAACGAAAUCCUCAACUCGUGGGCGACAAACUUGGAGAAGCUUUUAGAUCUUGUUGAAAAGAGUUGUCACCAAAUUCACAAAGAAAGUAUGGUUCAUAAAGCUGCACUAAGAGCCUGA
This is a messenger RNA of Arabis nemorensis, 1329 nucleotides long. The record is from the annotation of a GenBank genome assembly. Lineage: Eukaryota; Viridiplantae; Streptophyta; Magnoliopsida; Brassicales; Brassicaceae.